Molecule: messenger RNA, 510 nt
Organism: Echinostoma caproni
Lineage: Eukaryota; Metazoa; Platyhelminthes; Trematoda; Plagiorchiida; Echinostomatidae
Source: the annotation of a GenBank genome assembly
AUGCUAGAAAAUGUGAAUCCAAUUCUAUUCCCAGUGCGUCCGCGUAUAGCUCCCAUUCACCGGCUAAAAUUGGACGAUUGGGACGGAUCUCGUCAACCGAUUGACAGUGGGGAAGUAUUUGAACACAUUCGAGACAUUCGGGAUCCAGAACAUCCACACAGUCUGGAAGUGCUAGGUGUGGUAUCCGAAGAGGGUGUGGAAGUGGACGACGAGAAUGGCCGUGUCACAGUCCGGUACACGCCGACCAUUCCCGGUUGUAGCAUGGCCACAUUGAUCGGGUUGGCUAUCAAAGUCAAACUGCUUCGUUCACUCCCGAGGAGGUUCAAGACCAGAGUUUACAUCACCCCGGGUUCGCAUGAUACGGAAGAAGAGAUAAACAAACAACUGGCCGAUAAGGAACGCGUUGCGGCCGCGCUGGAGAACCCGGCCUUGUUAAAACUGGUGAAUCAAUGUCUGACUCCGACCGACCAGGACGGUUCGUCGGAUGCAGAGAAAGGAAACGAGGAAUGA